CGGCGCGGGGUGCGGGCGCGGCGCUGGCUGCGCGCCCGAGCCAAUUUUCUAGACAACAUGCCCUUGCGAAGUUCUGGCAAGUUGAGCAUGGAGACCAGAAAAGAAGAUGGUGAGAGCACAGCACCUGCCCCUCCGCAGAAGAAGCUGUCCUGUCAGUGCCACCACCACUGUCCUGAGGACUCAGUCAACAGCACCUGCAGCACUGAUGGCUACUGCUUCACCAUAAUAGAAGAAGAUGAGUCUGGUGGACAUUUAGUCACCAAGGGAUGUCUUGGGUUAGAGGGCUCGGACUUCCAAUGUCGGGACACUCCUAUUCCACACCAAAGAAGAUCUAUCGAAUGUUGCACAGGCCAAGAUUACUGUAAUAAACACCUUCACCCUACGCUGCCACCGCUGAAAAAUCGAGACUUUGCUGAAGGAAACAUUCACCAUAAGGCCCUGCUGAUCUCGGUCACUGUUUGCAGUAUACUUCUGGUUCUUAUCAUCAUAUUCUGCUACUUCAGAUACAAACGCCAAGAGACCAGGCCCCGCUACAGCAUCGGGCUGGAGCAGGAUGAGACCUACAUUCCCCCUGGAGAGUCCCUGAAGGAUUUGAUCGAGCAGUCCCAGAGCUCGGGGAGUGGCUCUGGGCUCCCUCUUCUGGUUCAGAGGACCAUCGCAAAACAGAUUCAGAUGGUAAAGCAGAUUGGAAAAGGUCGUUAUGGAGAAGUCUGGAUGGGAAAGUGGCGUGGCGAAAAGGUAGCUGUGAAAGUGUUUUUUACCACGGAGGAGGCCAGCUGGUUCAGAGAAACAGAAAUCUACCAAACUGUCCUGAUGAGACAUGAAAAUAUUCUUGGAUUCAUUGCCGCAGACAUUAAAGGUACAGGCUCUUGGACCCAGCUGUAUCUCAUCACUGACUACCAUGAGAACGGCUCGCUUUAUGAUUAUCUAAAAUCUACUACCUUGGACACAAAAUCCAUGCUAAAACUGGCUUACUCCUCCGUUAGUGGCUUGUGCCACCUGCACACGGAGAUCUUCAGUACUCAGGGCAAACCCGCUAUUGCCCACCGUGACCUAAAAAGCAAGAAUAUCCUGGUGAAAAAGAACGGUACCUGCUGUAUAGCAGAUUUGGGCUUGGCUGUUAAAUUCAUCAGUGACACAAACGAGGUAGACAUACCUCCAAAUACCCGCGUAGGAACAAAACGCUAUAUGCCGCCUGAGGUGCUGGAUGAAAGCUUGAAUAGAAAUCACUUUCAGUCGUACAUCAUGGCUGAUAUGUACAGUUUUGGACUCAUCCUUUGGGAGAUAGCAAGGAGAUGUGUUUCGGGAGGAAUAGUUGAGGAAUACCAGCUUCCAUACCAUGACCUCGUGCCCAGCGACCCCUCGUACGAGGACAUGCGGGAGAUUGUGUGCAUCAAGAGACUACGCCCUUCAUUUCCCAACAGAUGGAGCAGUGAUGAGUGCCUACGGCAGAUGGGGAAGCUGAUGAUGGAGUGCUGGGCUCACAACCCCGCCUCUCGGCUCACAGCCCUGCGGGUCAAGAAAACACUUGCCAAAAUGUCAGAGUCGCAGGACAUUAAACUCUGACUCGGCCAGAGGCAGCUCUCGUGAAGGCCCAUGGAAGUGGACUUUCUCGUGCAGGCAGAAGUCCUGAAGAGGUAUCGAAAGUCUUCACAUUCACUGAGUGCAGUCAUGCUUAAAAGCAGCUGUAAGUUUGUUUGACAGAUUUUGAGGAGACUAUCCUUUGCAAAAAUCAGCUGAAUUCUGACAUACAAGAUUGAAAGAGGCUUGUCUGCCCUUGUUUACACGGGGAAAUACAGUUUUAGUGACUGGUUUGAGAUUAUGCAUGUUGCUUUCCAUGAAAGCCACUUAUUAUUUUAUUAUUAUUAUUGUUAUUAUUAUUAUUUUGAUUGUUUAAAAAGAUACU
Tyto alba (common barn owl) is the source of this 1906-nucleotide messenger RNA. It is a transcript of the gene BMPR1B, whose product is annotated as bone morphogenetic protein receptor type 1B. The coding region runs from base 58 to 1566 and encodes 502 amino acids. Lineage: Eukaryota; Metazoa; Chordata; Aves; Strigiformes; Tytonidae. The transcript is spliced from 11 exons. Gene Ontology annotation, cellular component: signaling receptor complex; plasma membrane. Gene Ontology annotation, biological process: dorsal/ventral pattern formation; cellular response to growth factor stimulus; BMP signaling pathway. Gene Ontology annotation, molecular function: transforming growth factor beta receptor activity, type I; ATP binding; SMAD binding. The record is from RefSeq and is a predicted model, not a curated record.